Helobdella robusta is the source of this 3542-nucleotide messenger RNA. RefSeq lists its product as hypothetical. Gene Ontology annotation, molecular function: cysteine-type endopeptidase inhibitor activity; ubiquitin conjugating enzyme activity. The record is from RefSeq and is a predicted model, not a curated record. Lineage: Eukaryota; Metazoa; Annelida; Clitellata; Rhynchobdellida; Glossiphoniidae. Gene Ontology annotation, cellular component: nucleus. The transcript has 12 exons. The coding region runs from base 1 to 2517 and encodes 838 amino acids. Gene Ontology annotation, biological process: negative regulation of apoptotic process.
AUGUCCAACGCAUCUUCAUCCAUACCUCCACACUCCUUAAUUGCUUUCGCUCUCUUCCUCAGACUUCCUGGUUACUCAGAGAUCUUGCUGAAGGAGAAGAAGAAGGCACAGUGUCUGUUGAGAAUGAUUCUAGGCGUGGCCGAUGAGGUUUCAAGUCUCACAUUUGGGGGUGGGAUGGCAGGGAACCUUCUCUCCUCCUUCCCAUUCCAGGUGCUCGUAUGUCUCUUUGAUGUGACACCACUCUCAACAGAUGAGGGUGUGUUAUUGAGGAGGAUGUGCAUGGAGAUUGGAGUGGUCCACCUCAUUCUGGCAUGCCUCUCCAUUCUGGGACACCAUGCUCCCAGGCAGUUCAUCCCUGGAAUCUAUCAGGAGAUCUUAAAAGUGGCGUCCCUAUCUCAAAUACAGCAGCAACCAUCGUCGUCAUCAACCGCUGCUCCAUCUACUACGACGUUCGUACCGACAGCCACAACUUCAACAUUUGCAGCAGCGAGCGCAAACAAAUCAGAUUUCAGUGCAGCGGGCGUUUCUUCCAUCAACUCUUCAGUGAUGGGGCUGGUGUCAGGGAUCAUAAAGAAGAGUGGCGCUGAUGAAAAAACGCCAAAUUAUUGGGCCAAAGGUACAGGGUUCGGUACGGGGUCAACUGCUUCAAACUGGGACGCUGAGCAACUACUAGCCAAGCAGAAAUGUGAAGAGGAACACGUGACUAGCUUGUUGUUGGUACUGGCCAGUUUUAUCAGUCCGAGAACAUCAUCAGUUUCAUCUUCCAGCAGCCUCAACAACUUCGAGUCUCGUCUUUCCAGCCGACCCGAUCUACUUACGUCUUCCAGCAAAACCAAGUCAUCAUUUUCAAAUCAAAGUUCAGGUGCUGACCUGCAGAGGUCGGUUGUUGCCGGCGAGAGUAGCAGUGAGAACAGCAACUACUUGCCUGCUGGUUUGCCUGCACUGCUCAGUCAGUCAUGUCUCGUGCCUGCCCUCUCAUCUUACCUGAGGAACGACUCAGUAUUAGACAUGGCCUGUCAUGUUCCACUGUACCGUGCCUUGUUGCAAGUCCUUCAAUCCAUAGCUACUUGUCAAUCACUCAUUUCACUCCUCCUGCCUCUACCAGACAACAAUGGUAAUGAUGAGUUGGCAUCAUCAUCCUCAUCUUCGAUAUCUUCUCUUUUGGAUAAGAUGCGGAAGUGUGUGGACACAUAUGCUCUGAGACUCAAGGGCAACAAAGGACAGCAGAAAGCGGCGCAGAUGACAACAGCCUCGUCAGCAAAUACUUCAGUGGCAUCGUCUACUGCUGCAAUGGCUGCUGAAGAUGAGGAAUCAGAAGGAUUGGCACUUCUCAUUCCUGAAAUCCAGGAAACAAGUGUCAUCGUCAACAGAGCGAUUGCUGAUUAUUUGAAUGCUUCAGGCAUUUCUUUGACAAGUCAGAAGAAGAAAGACAUGAUGUCAGCCUCUUCGUCAUCUACCAUGAUGGCAAUGACGUCAUCAGUGAUGGGCAGGAUGAGUCAAUCACAGGAAGAGAAGUACAUCUCCGUUAUGAAAUUACUUCAAUAUGAUACAUAUAAGAUGGUGUCAGAGAGCAACAACCUUCCAAUUUUCACUCUGCCCCAUCACUACGAAUCGAAUGUUAAGGCUGCCGGUGAUGUGAACAACCCUGUAAGAGCUCGAAGGCUGGCCCAGGAGACUGUUACGCUGUCCACAUCACUUCCGUUGUCGGUGGGCAGUAGUGUCUUUGUCAGAUGUGACGAAGAGAGACUUGACGUUAUGAAGGUUCUUAUGACCGGACCGACGGACACUCCAUAUUCGAAUGGUUGUUUCGAGUUUGAUGUCUUCUUCCCCGUCGAUUAUCCAAACUCUCCACCUCUCAUCAACCUGGAAACCACUGGUGGCAACUCCAUCAGGUUCAACCCAAAUCUUUAUAAUGAUGGGAAGGUAUGCUUGAGCAUCAUUAACACUUGGCACGGUCGACCAGAAGAAAGAUGGCACUCACAGACAUCCAGCUUCCUACAAGUCCUCGUCUCCAUACAAUCUCUAAUCCUCGUUCACGAGCCAUACUUCAACGAACCUGGAUAUGAAAGGUCUCGGGGAACACCAUCUGGAACAGCCAGUUCUAGAGAAUAUGAUGCCAACAUCAGGCAGGCAACUGUGAAGUGGGCCAUGCUGGAAAUGAUUAAAAACCCCCCUCUUGCAUUCAAGCAGAUUAUACAGUGGCACUUCUGGCUGAAGAAGGAUGAGAUAGUGAGUCAAAUUGAGAGUUGGGUCCAGGAAACAGAAAUGUACAGCAAGGACAAGAGAGUUGGAAGAAAUAUUUCACAUAGUCUGCUCUUACUCAAGAGACAUUUUGCCCAGCUGAAGGAAGAGUUCGCCAAGAUGACCAUUCCAGAAGAUGUUCAACCUGUCGAUGACGACAACGACGACGAUUUCACGGACAACAACAAUAACAACAGUGAUGACAAUGACAACGCUGAUGAUGAUAACGAUAAUGGAAUAAGUUUCAAAGUCCCGAAGGAAUGUCCCAACAGCUGAUCUAAUGCAACUAUUGCGCACCCACUACUUGUACAUUGAAACUGUGGUACUAACACUAUUUUUCUACAUCAAACGCACUAUAUAAUAUGUAUUUAUAUUUAUACCAUGUGUUAAAGUGUACAGGAUAUUGUGAUAACGAUGCAGGUAGUCGGAGACACAACUAGUUUCCACUAUUACUAUUACUAUUACUACUACUACAUACUCUUUACUAUUUAUUAAUGAAAUUCUCAAUUAAUUUCACACGGUUUUUGAGCAAGACGUGCUGUUUUAUAAUGAUUGUCGUUUGUUACACGUCAUGAGACUGAGUUUGUCCAACAUUGGUCAGUGGUCACUCAGUAAAACAACCGUCAAUUGUUUGUUCCUCCUUUUCGACUAGGCAAUCUUAUUAAUAUGAAAAAUAUGAUUAUGGACAAUCAUUAUCUUUGGUUUUUUUAAUUAUUAUUAUUAUUAUUGUUAUAGCGUUUAUAAUAACCUAAAUUUGUCACCAGGCUUCUAUGCAUAUAGAAAAUUUCAAUGAUAUUUUAGACAGUUAUUUUACCCUGCCUAUUCUUCGCAUUUACUUUAUUUAUAAUUAUUAUUUAAAAUACAUUUGUAGGUGUUAUUUAUUAUUAUUAUCAUAGUUGAUUUUAACUUUAGCUGAGCAUGGCAAUAUUUUUAUCCAAGGAGGUAAAUUAUUUGAUUGUAUUAAAAAACGAUGUUUAAAUGAUUCAACAAUAUGGCUGUAGAAAUUAUAACACCAAUGACAGACUUUUAUCAAACAACACAUUUUGAAAUAAACAUAAACAUUACACUUAGUUCCUCUCUAAAUCUGGAUUAAAUUUUUUAAUUCAAAGAGAAAGUAAAAAUUAUAUUUCAAGUUUUAUUAAUGUACAAUUUCAAUAAAUAAAGUCAAAAUUAACUAUUUUAUUAUUUUAUAUGUUUAAUUUUAUUUUCUUGUCUUCAUAAUAUCCAUCACUUCAUCUCUUUUAGCUGCAAAUUUUUAUUUAUUUUUUCAAGGCAAUAAUAAAUAAAUACACUGCUGUAAA